AUGUCGCAAAACAGCGUAUACUCGUCGGGCCAGUUCAUGAACCCAGGCCCUGCGCCGCGGCCCCCCACCGACAGACCCAGGCUCAACAUCAUGCCAAACACGAAUAGCAUGCCCGGCAGCAUGUCCAGCAGCAGCAGCAUAUCCAGCAGCAUGGCCAGCAGCAUGUCAAGUAUGGCUAUCUCGCCAAUUCCCGGUACCGCCACCUCGACAUAUUCCGGUUCCACCAUCUCCCUACCCAUUGCUCGCCAGCAGACCAACCCCGCCGACGGCAUGGGUGGCGUCGCUAUCAAGAAGGAGGGCUGGGCCCAGGUCAGAGAAAACCGGAACUUUAUUCAACCUUGGAAGAACAAGUACCUCAUUCUUCGCAAAGAGUCUCUCGACUUCUACAAGACAGAGGGUGGCAAGGGCGGCAAGGUCAUCUACACAAUCUACCUCAAGGACGUCCUCAACGUUGGCCGAGUCGAGACCACCGGCAUCAUCUUUGAAAUCAAGCGCCGCCUCGAUUGCGCCUCCAGCAACCCCGGCGAUGACGACGGUCAGACAAGAACCCUUCGCAUCAAAGUCGGCACCGACGAUGAGCUGUACGAGUGGAUUGAUUUGAUUUACGGCGCCUCCCCCAAUAUGGGCGGUGUCAGCAAUCCCACCAACUUCUCUCACGCCAUCCACGUAGGCUUCGAUUCCCAAACAGGCCAAUUCACCGGCCUGCCUCCCGAGUGGUCCAAGCUGCUCAACUCCUCUGCCAUCACCAAAGAAGACUACUACCGUAAUCCUCAGGCGGUUUUCGAAGUUCUCGAUUUUUACACUGACCUAGCAAAGCGUGCCGAGAACCCUAACCAAUACCCCUCUCUUACACCCACCCCCCCUGCCGCCGCACAAGCUCAGAAACAGCUCGGCUACAGUGGUGCUGGCAUCGCACCUCCGCGCCCAGCCCCUCCAACCCCUCAGGUCUCUCCCUACGGCGCGACCUCCGCGCCAUCCAAUGCCAAUGGCAUUCGUCAAGCCGAACAGCAGCAGCAACUCCAGCAGCAGCAGCAGCAGCGCCAGCAACUGGAAAAUGCCAGAAAGGAAGAGCUACGUCAGAAGCAGCUCGAGCAGGAACGACGUGAGCUAGCAGAGUAUAACGCUUCUCUGCCUCAACACAAGACCCCCCUGGCUCGACAAGAAGUUGGCGGUGGCUCUUCCACCGAUUCGCCCUCCCGCGACCAAUCCGAUCGAUUCAACCCCACCAGAGCCGCUCCGCUUGCUCCCAAAGGCCCUCAAAACCCUCAGCAACUACGCGCGCAGCGCCCUGCACCUGCUCCUCCCUCCAACGGCGGCUCCUCGCGACCUCCUGUCAACCCACAGUCCAGCGUCAGUCCCAAUGGUCAACGUCCUCGUGAAAAUGGCCCCUCCAUCCAGAGUCCCCGCUAUCCGCCUGGCAGCCAGCAGGGCCAGCAGCGACCUCCCCAAGGCCCAGGCGCAUCCCGCUUGCCUGCGCCUGUCAAGCCUCUAAACGUGGCUCCCAAGCCUUCUCAGAAUGCUCCUAGCGACUCGGUCAAGGCCGCCGAAGCUGCACUGUCCAAGCCUGCCGAGAAGAAGCAGGAUGUACGCAUGUCAACCAUGUCUGAGAACGAAGUCAUGGCCAAGCUGAAAGAGGCCGUCUCCAAGGAUGACCCCAACCUAUCAUACUCGAAGCAGAAAAAGAUUGGCCAGGGCGCUUCCGGCUCCGUUUACGUGGCCAAGAUCAAGGACACUGCUGUAGGCAUCGCCCGCGACGUCCUGCGUCAACAGGGUCCCAGAGCCCAGGUUGCCAUCAAGCAAAUGGAUCUCGCCCACCAACCUCGCAAGGAGUUGAUUGUCAACGAAAUCAUGGUCAUGAAGGACAGCCGACACAAGAACAUUGUCAACUUUCUCGACGCAUUUUUGCGCAACAACAAUACCGAGCUAUGGGUUGUCAUGGAGUUCAUGGAGGGUGGUGCGCUAACCGAUGUCAUUGACAAUAACCCCUCUAUUUCCGAGGAGCAAAUCGCUACCAUCUGCCACGAGACGUGCCGUGGUCUCCAGCAUCUCCAUAGACAGCAUAUUAUCCACCGUGAUAUCAAGAGUGACAAUGUCCUCUUGGAUGCCCGCGGCAACGUCAAGAUCACCGAUUUCGGCUUCUGCGCAAAAUUGACGGAUGCCAGAGCGAAGCGCGCCACGAUGGUUGGCACACCCUACUGGAUGGCGCCCGAGGUGGUGAAGCAAAAGGAAUACGGACCCAAGGUGGAUAUUUGGUCUCUCGGUAUUAUGGCGAUUGAGAUGAUCGAAUCUGAGCCACCCUACCUGAACGAGGAGCCCCUCAAGGCCCUGUACCUUAUUGCGACCAAUGGUACACCACGCCUCAAGAAGCCGGAGAAGCUGAGCAAGGAGCUCAAGGCUUUCCUGUCUGUCUGUCUGUGCGUGGACGUCAAGAGCCGCGCGUCUGCGGACGAGUUGCUGGCUCACGAUUUUCUGAGGCACGGCUGCCCCCUCGGUACACUGGCGGAUUUAUUGGCAUUCAAGAAGCAAGGCAAAUAA
This is a messenger RNA of Cordyceps militaris CM01, 2535 nucleotides long. RefSeq names its product protein kinase Chm1, putative. Gene Ontology annotation, cellular component: cytoplasm. The record is from RefSeq and is a predicted model, not a curated record. The transcript is spliced from 4 exons. Gene Ontology annotation, molecular function: ATP binding; protein serine/threonine kinase activity. NCBI's taxonomy places the organism in Eukaryota, Fungi, Ascomycota, Sordariomycetes, Hypocreales, Cordycipitaceae. Bases 1 to 2535 code for a protein of 844 amino acids. Gene Ontology annotation, biological process: intracellular signal transduction; protein phosphorylation; regulation of MAPK cascade.